UGUAAAGUAUAAUAUAAAUGGAGAAGCGUAUAUUGAUUUUAAAGAUCCACUCGCUGUACAAAAACUUACAUAUACCCUUCUACAACAUGACUUUGGUCUUGAGCUUGAUAUCCCGUUGGAUACCUUGUGUCCGAUGAUUCCAAACAGACUGAAUUAUAUUCACUGGUUGGAAGAUUUGAUUUCUUAUACUGGUGAUGAUGAUCAUGGGGAAGUAUAUGGAUUUGACAUAGGUACCGGGACAUCUUGCAUAUAUCCAUUACUGGGUUGCACUCUUAACAAAAAUUGGAAAUUUGUGGCUACUGACAUAAGCGAAAAAAUGGUAAAACUUGCCAAGGCGAAUGUUGAACGAAAUAAUCUCCAAGAUCGAAUAACAAUCAUACUGAAAUCAAACGAAUCAAAACUUUUGCUUGAUGACGAUGACGAGACUAAAAACUUAGAUAUUCAACGAUUCUCUUUUUGCAUGUGCAAUCCACCAUUUUAUGAAAAUCAAGAACAAUAUGAAGCGGGAGUAAUGUUUAAAAAGAGUCAACCUUUUGCGACUUCCACAGGUUCACCUGAAGAAAUUUUUACAAACGGAGGAGAAUUGGGAUUUAUUAAGCAGAUCGUUGAUCAAAGUUUAGUUUUAAGAGAGAGAUUCAGUUGGUAUACAUCGAUGAUUGGACGAAAAGAAACUGUCAAUAAAAUUGUAUCAGAAUUAAAGAAGAACAAAAUUGAUAAUUAUGUUUUGACGGAAUUUUGUCAAGGACAAACAAGACGAUGGGGAAUUGGUUGGUCAUUUGGGAUUCAUCGGCCUCCAUCAAACAUCUCUCAACCUUCGUCAAAAAGCCUUCGUAAAGCAGGGCCUUCAAUGACAGAGUUUACUACGCAGUGGACUAUAGAGAUCAAUAGUCUCUUUGAAUACCUGGAUACGCUACUUAGAACGCUCGAAAUCAGAGGAACUUGGAACACGGCAACAAAUACAUUUACUGGGAAUGCAUCUACUAAUACGUGGUCACGCGCAGCAAGACGACAACGAGAAAGAGAAAAAGCACAACAAUCACAACAGCAGCGGCAGCAACAAGAGAAAAUAAAUAUGGAACUUGAUAGUGAACCAUUGUUCGAAUUUCAGUAUCAUUUGGAGCAAACGGAAGCACGGAGCGAUAAUAAUGUUAAUGGUUCAAUUACUAAGAUGACAAUGUCGUGGACGAGUGGAAACGAAAGGAAUAUAUUUGAAGCUUUUUAUUUGCAUGUGAAGAGAAGAAUUGAGGAAAAAUUUGGCAAGAGUGCUUUGCGACAUUGA
Ambispora gerdemannii is the source of this 1279-nucleotide messenger RNA. The record is from the annotation of a GenBank genome assembly. NCBI's taxonomy places the organism in Eukaryota, Fungi, Glomeromycota, Glomeromycetes, Archaeosporales, Ambisporaceae.